AUGAGUGGCGGUGGUCAGUCUAGACGCAGUUCUAUCGAUGUUCUUAUUCGUGUGCGCCCACUGCGGGCGGAGUUGCAGGAAAUGAAGUCCGCUUGGGACAUUAGUGCCUCUACACUGCGAGAGAAGGGCAAUCCGGAUUCUCUCUUUACUUUUGACCACGUUUAUGGCACGGACACAACAACGCAGACGUUAUAUGAGCGCAGUGUGCGUAACAGUAUCGUUACAAAUGUUGUCAAGGGGUACAAUGGAACGGUACUUGCAUAUGGUCAGACAGGCAGCGGCAAAUCAUACACCAUGUUGGGUGGUAGUGUUUCUGGUGAUUACAGCAGUCCAGAUGGAAUUGUCACACUUGCAGUGCGUGAUUUGUUUUCAGAUAUUGAGCAGGAACAACAACGAAAUCCUUCUAUGCGUGUGACGGUGUAUGUGACGAUGGUUGAGAUAUACAAUGAACAGUUGCGAGAUCUUUUGGUUCCACCAGGUGCGGCAACGUUGCCCUUAUUGAUACGAGAAAAUGAACACGGUGUGUAUGUACACAACGCCAUCAAACGACAAGUUGCGAGUGCACGGGAGUGCGUUCGGGUGAUCCACACGCAUGCCGCUGCUCGAGUGUCUGCAUCCACUGCCAUGAAUGAAAUGUCAAGUCGCUCACACUGUGUGGUUCGUAUACUUGUGGAGAGAAUCAUUCCUCUUGAAGACGUCAGCGAUUUCUUCUCCAUGAGCAGCGAGGAGGAGGGGGAAAACGGCGACGGCAUGAAAAGAAAGAUUGUUGCCGCGCUUAAUUUGGUCGACCUCGCUGGGUCGGAGCGUGUCGCAAAGACGGGCUCAACGGGGGUGCGGAUGGUCGAAGGCGGCCACAUCAACAAGUCGCUUACAAUCCUCACGACUGUCAUCAGUCGCCUGACGGAAAUGUCGGUUAGCGGGAACGGCAGCUGCGGGGCGACGCCAACAUUUGUCCCGUACAGGGAUUCGCGUCUCACACACCUGCUGAAGACGGCGAUUGGAGGAAAUUCCUUGACGGCUGUCUUCUGCUGCAUCACGCCGGCAGUGCAGCAUGUCGAUGAGUCGCGUAGCACGUUGCAGUUUGCGGCGCGCGCAAAAGCGAUUAAAAACAAAGUCUCCGUAAAUGAGGUGGCGGAUUCCAAAACAAAAUUGCGAAUGAUGGAGGCGGAAAUUCGGCGCUACAAACGUAUGAUGCUGGCGACAACAAUUUACUUGUGGAGCAAGAACGUGCGUAUUAAGCAUCUUCAAGAGAAGUUGGACGAAUUGUGUCACCUCGGGGCUGCAGAUCCUGCUGCUGCUGCUUCUGCUUCUGGUGGUGGUCCUUACGCCCUGCGGACGACGCCCAAGGAACAGCAGCGUGUCAUCAUUGAAGAACUCACGCGGCAAAACGGAGUGCUUCAGCAGGAACUGGCUGAGGCACGAGAGGCUCUGGAACGGCAGCUGGGCCCGGAGAACAAGACCCUGGCGGGCACACAAGUCACCGCUGCCGUCGCCAUGGGCCUUGCUGAUGACGGUGAGAAGCAACAGCUGCGUGCAGAUGUACGUGAUUUAGAGCAAAUGUUGAAGGAAACGCUGGAUGAGAAGAGUGCGAUUCAGGCCUCCAUGGAUGAAUUGGACAACUUCUGCAAAGAGCUGGAGGAGGAAAACGCGGCGCAUGCGUCUGCCAACAAAAAACUUCAGACGACAUGUCAGGAGUUGCAGAAACUUCUUGACGCCAAAGAAGGCGCCGACUGCGCCGCCAUGGAGGAGGUGAAUCUGCUGAAGGAACAACUUUCCAAGACGCAGUCGAAUUUGUUGGAGAAGGGUCGUGGAGAUGAAUACCUGCAACAGCUAACAAAACUUCACAUUGAGCACCAGGAGCUCCAGUACGCCCACCACCAACUUCAGGAAAGGCACAAUCGCGAAAUGAAUGAAGCCGGCGUUGAGAUGGGGGAGCUGCGGAGGAAGAUUGAUGAACUUGAGGAUGAGAUGGCAGAGUUGCGGGAUGCGAACAAGCUACAGAAUUCCUACCUCUGGCGACUGCUCAGUGUGGCGUCCGUCGUGUCACGCGGCAAGGCGGUGGAUGGGGAUGAAAUCACGUCCACUGUUCGUGGCGCACAGGUGGACGCAGCCGUUAAAACGCUUACAACCUUUGUACAGACAUCGCUUGAAAAAAAUCCUGCUUCUUUUGGGUCACACAAUGAUGUACAAUUGACACCGCCGAAUUGGAAACCCCAAGACGAGCACCAACAGGGAAUUAUUGGGAACGGUGGGAAUAAAAAUGACAACAGCAAAGAUAAUACUGUGCUCUUGAAACGUAUUGACGAGCUACAGAAGCAGCUGCUUGCAAAAGAUGCUCAGCGAGAUGUCAUUAUAGACAGCAAACUGAAGCGCAUGCAGAAUCUUGCUUUGCGUCUUCACACAAAUAACGCAGCGUUUGUUGAAGAGCUGCGUCGGUCCUAUACACUGUGCGAGGAGUUGUUUCGCUUUGUAGAAAAACAACCGAAGCUGGCACCAAAGUUGGCGAAAGCGGGUCUUGAGCCCAUGUCCUUCAAGGCAGCCAUCGAUCGUGCUUUACAGUCCAAAAUUCCCACAAAGCCGUACGGCCACAAUUGA
Messenger RNA from Trypanosoma cruzi, 2595 nucleotides. Its product is annotated as kinesin, putative. The transcript has a single exon. Gene Ontology annotation, biological process: microtubule-based movement. The record is from RefSeq and is a predicted model, not a curated record. The coding region runs from base 1 to 2595 and encodes 864 amino acids. Gene Ontology annotation, molecular function: microtubule motor activity; ATP binding; microtubule binding. Lineage: Eukaryota; Euglenozoa; Kinetoplastea; Trypanosomatida; Trypanosomatidae.